Messenger RNA from Clupea harengus (Atlantic herring), 1354 nucleotides. RefSeq names its product dermatopontin (gene dpt). Lineage: Eukaryota; Metazoa; Chordata; Actinopteri; Clupeiformes; Clupeidae. The record is from RefSeq and is a predicted model, not a curated record. Gene Ontology annotation, biological process: collagen fibril organization. Gene Ontology annotation, cellular component: extracellular matrix.
GAAUGAAAUAAAAAGUCGCUUUCCAACUGUACGUGUCCUCAAAGCUCUGGAAUUACACCCUGUCUCUGGACUGCGAUAUACAACAUCUGGGCAGAGAAACCUCCCCCUGGCCGCACCGUACAAUAGUCCCAGAGCCAGACGGUGUUCCAGACGCACACCAGCCGCGCUCCAAAAUGCACCCCACGCUCCUGCACCGCUCUCUGCCCUUCCUGCUGCCCCUGCUGCUGCUGCUGGCCGCCCUGACCUGUGCCCAGCCCAACGACCUCUACGACGAGCCCUGGAUCAACCAGUACCGCCAGGGCUUCAACUUCCAGUGCCCCCACGGCGAGGCGCUGGUGGCCAUCCGCAGCUACUUCAGCGAGAAGGACGGCUCGGACCGGCUGUGGAGCUUCGAGUGCCAGCCGACACCAUACAGCCUUGGCGAGCCAACCGACUGCUGGUGGGACGACAUCAACCGCGGCGGGAUGGAGUGGUCGGCCACGUGCUCCAAUAAUGGUCUGGUGGCAGGGGUGCAGAGUCAGUACUUUAGCGCGGUUCUGGACCGCGAGUGGCAGUUUUGGUGCUGCCGCUACAGCCGGCGAUGCCCCUACUCCUGCUGGAAGACCCAGGAGAAUCCAGAGUACUAUCAGGAAGAAUCCGACUUUGUCGUCCCCAGCUACGGCUACUUCAUCCGAGGGGCUCAGACCACCUUCAGCGGGGUGCUCAGGGAUCGGCAGUGGAAGUACAUCCUGUGCAGGAUGACAGAGCAUGACUGUAACUUUGAGAAUUUUUAACUCACAGAAAAGGUUGUGAGCUUUUAACUCACAUAUAUGGUGCUUGCACACAUUUUUAUACAUUUUCACAUUUGAAUCACUAUUAUUCUUGUAAAUGGAAAGUAUCUGUAAAAACUAACUCUGUUAUAUUGUUUGACUGAUACUGUGUAAUGUUGUCGCGUUCUAGUGUGUCUCAUGUCUUUAUUAUCUUAAUCAAUCUUUGUCAUUUCCGUAUAGAUACAAAGCUCCUACACUCACAAUUUCAUAAUACAUAAUAUCAUGUCAGCGUAAAACACUUAUUGUAAUACAACUAAUAAAAUAAUACUGACCUGUAAAAAUCUGUAACUUCCUACUCUAUAUUUCUUUCCUCCCUACCAUACUUUUGCAAAUAUCAUAUUCAAAAUGUUUUAUUGUGUUAAACGAGUAGAAAAUCUUAUACCUUGUUAGCAUAUUUUAGGUAGUACUAGUCGCAGGUAAAUAUGUUUGUUCAUAUGUUAUAUAAUAUAUAUAUAUCAGCAUAAGCAUUUAAUGUCCUUAAAUGUCAUUUUUUAUUGUAAGCCACAGGCUGAAGGCUGAAUGAAUAAAGUUAAAGUUUAAAUGCU